UUAGUCGUAAUACAGCAUGUGAAGUGAUAUUCACUAACAGUCCCUUUACUAGUUGAGCUUGGUUAAGGUCACUGAAAUAGUCUCCCCACUCUUUUAGGAAGAAUAUUGUUUUGAAGUAGUUUAUCUGAAAAACCGACAUGGUGUUCCUGACGCUGUCUUGUUGGAUCAGAAGCCGUGGACCUGACGGAUAUUGGAAACACCAAGAAAUUCUCAAAAAUGCACGGCACUUCCGAGGCAGAAAGAACCGCUGCUACAGUCUGGCUGUGCGCGCGGUCCGGAGAGCUUUCGUCUACGCAACCUCGGCUCGAAGGCUCAAGAAGCGCAACAUGAGGACGCUCUGGAUCACACGCAUUGCAGCAGCAUCUCGAGAGCACGGCAUGAAGUAUCCCGCCCUUGUGCACAACCUCACCAAGACAAGCGUCCAGCUCAACCGACGUGUGAUCAGUGAUCUAGCCGUCACAGAACCUCGGUCGUUCCUCUCACUUGCAAAGCUGGCGCGGGCUCGGCAACAGGAAGGCUUUGGUGCAGCGUUGGGAGACGGCAAAGAGCCUUCUGGUGUCUUCUCUCGUGUUGUUUUGCUGCAGUAAAGGACUAUCCGCUGUGACAGAUAUCCAGUUGUUAAACUGGUGUUGGAUUGUGGAGCUGUUCAUGCAAUGGCCAUUCAGGCACACACACUCGCAUCCUUGAUUUACAACCUAACCCUAACCCCCUGUAAUGUAAUGCCACUAUACUAUAAGGGCUGCAUGCUUAACAACCCACAUAAAUGACCUGGGGUCUGUGACAUGAUGAGACUGAUGAGGAAGACUAUGACAUUAUUCACUUCCAGAUCUGUGUUUCUGCCUGUGCCUUGUAUAUUACAAGUCAACAAGCGAGUCUCACAUGGGUUUUCCACACAUAUCCUUGAUAGGAAUAUUUAUAGCAGAGUUGCCAACAGAGCAAUGUUCCUGAAGAAGAAAGGGAUGCUCAAGGACACUCCUAUGGGGUGGAUAAUAACUGUUGUUAAGUUCCUUGAUUUCAAGUUAUGUUCAGAGUAAAUUAGAUGAUAUUUUAGGAAUGAUCUACUUUUAUGUCAUGACCAGGAUGUGAUUAAAAUCUGAGAUGGCAUUUGACAGUAAAAACGAAUAGCAACAGAUUGUCCACAGACAGCCCUGCUUCUGCUCCAUUUACACAUUUCAAUCAAACAUCUCCAUAUGACAGACAGUCCCAACUAUAUUGUCUUCUGCAUAUGCAACUUUUUGUGAGGUUAUGAUUUGUUGCAGAUUGUGAGUUUUCGAGAAGAGAGGCAGAAUACUGACCUCAAGCUUUUUUUUACUUAAAGUGUUGUGUAAAUGUAUAAUUGACCAGUUGUUGCGGUGUGGUUACCCACCAAUGUUAAGUUCAUUAAACAUUUUGAUCUCUA
Molecule: messenger RNA, 1399 nt
Organism: Pungitius pungitius (ninespine stickleback)
Lineage: Eukaryota; Metazoa; Chordata; Actinopteri; Perciformes; Gasterosteidae
Gene: mrpl20
Product: mitochondrial ribosomal protein L20
Exons: 4
Coding region: 138-587 (149 amino acids)
Biological process (GO): translation; ribosomal large subunit assembly
Cellular component (GO): mitochondrial ribosome
Molecular function (GO): rRNA binding; structural constituent of ribosome
Source: RefSeq, a predicted model, not a curated record